AUGAGUCAGGGUCAUGACGCAGGACUGCCCGCACCAUCGAAGCCCAGCCCACGAAAGCUCUUUGACCCUUUCACACCUAAACGGACCUACACCCCUACCCACACUGAAGACGCGAUACCAUUCGCGAUCGACAGUGAAGCCCGACAGAAGACCCUCGCACCCGCCUCAUUUAUAGCAGACGCGUCUGCCCCGCCUGCUCCAGGGACGCCGCCUCCCCCACAUUAG
Messenger RNA from Alternaria arborescens, 225 nucleotides. RefSeq lists its product as hypothetical. Lineage: Eukaryota; Fungi; Ascomycota; Dothideomycetes; Pleosporales; Pleosporaceae. The record is from RefSeq and is a predicted model, not a curated record. The coding region runs from base 1 to 225 and encodes 74 amino acids. The transcript has a single exon.